Messenger RNA from Puntigrus tetrazona (Sumatra barb), 889 nucleotides. It is a transcript of the gene s100w, whose product is annotated as S100 calcium binding protein W. The record is from RefSeq and is a predicted model, not a curated record. Gene Ontology annotation, molecular function: transition metal ion binding; calcium ion binding. NCBI's taxonomy places the organism in Eukaryota, Metazoa, Chordata, Actinopteri, Cypriniformes, Cyprinidae. Bases 322 to 642 code for a protein of 106 amino acids. The transcript has 3 exons.
ACUAAAAUAUGACUCAGAUUGCCCAUACAGUCUGACUAGAGAAAUCCCCUAUGUUUUGUUUAUUUACUUAUUAGUUACUAUAAUCAACUAGCUGAGUCAAACACAUCAGAAUGUGAUGUUUAAAGCAAAAAAGUGUUACAAAUAGUGCAUGUGAGUCUCAUAGAACUGGACUGAGUGUGCUAGGGAUCCUUCGUGGCAGAAGAAUGAGUCAUCCCUGCCAUUGUGUGUGCUGUGGAGUAUAAAAUCUGUGCUUUAAAACCAGACGAUUUAUUCCAACAAAACAUCUGCUUAACUUCUACGGGAACACACCAACUUCAAGACAUGUCUAAGCUGGAGAAAGCCAUUGUGGCCAUAGUGGAGGUUUUUGAGGAAUAUGCAGGCAAAGAUGAGCAGAAAACCCAGCUCAGUAAUGCUGAACUUGGACAGCUAUUUAAAGCCCAAAUUACCAGUCCUGAAUUUAAGGAUAAAGUGGAUCCAGACGAUAUUAAGGAGGUCAUGGAAGACCUGGAUAAAAACCAUGAUGGCGAAGUGAACUUCCGUGAAUUCAGUCAGUGUAUUGCUGGCCUAGCCAGGGGCUACUACAAAAAGAAGCAUGGCAAGGAUAAGUGCAGAGACAGGGGCAGGGGAUGUCAGGAUAAGUGAAAACACACAUCCUUUACACUUUAACACUUCUACAAGUACCUCUUGAUCAUCUGUAAUAAUGCUGCAUUUUAUAUGCUGUGAGAAAGGCAGAGGAAAAAAAUAUUGUUUAAAUGGAGAGUAUUUAGUAAUUCAUGUAAUAGUAAGCAACAUUUCUCAAAAGAGAGUGUUGUGAAAAAUGCAUGUCCUGUCUAACGAACAGUACAAUAUAAAAUGUUUUUUGAACACCAAUAAAAACCUCUUGUUACCA